CCCGCCUGCUGCUCCUGAGACCUCCUGAAUCGCUAACCUCCCAAACAUUGGACCUCCGAGCCGGAAGCUAUCAACCAGCGCCAGGAUCAGCAAGAAACGGUCAGGCCAUCCAUUCUUCACCUUCUUCCCUUCAAUCGGCAUUGUGCUAAUACCGUGUCUAUUUUGUAACCUUCCAGUGUCGAGCACGUGUCGCGUGGUGCAUACGGCCGCCAUUACGUGCCAACAACGAGUUUCGGGAAUAAGCUGUAAGUGCUUUACAUUCUCUCACACACACCAUGGCUACUCCUAAAACAGCAGUGACUCCAAUUUCUUUAACUGUCGAUUUAAACGAUCCGCGUGUCUUGACGCAAAGACGAGGCACACUCAAGGGUAAACUCACGUUAUUCGCUAAAUAUGUCGCGACGCUUAAUAAGGCUAAUUUAACGAAUAUUCAAAAAGUCGAGUUACAAUUACGCAUAAAUAAUGCCGCGAGUUAUUAUCGAGAUUUCGAUGUCGUUCAAACUAGGAUCGAGGAGUUAGCAGAGUUAAGUGACCUCCCUAAACAUUUAGAAUACCGCGAAGAGUUCGAGGGGCAAUAUUAUCAGACAGUGGCCGCAGCGUCCGAAUUAGCUGACGUUGGCAACAGCCCCGCUGUUGCUAACGGCAGCGCCGCUGCCCCUGCCAGCGCCGAUUCCGUGGGCUAUAAGGUUAAAUUACCUACUAUAUCACUCCCCACAUUCGACGGUUCGUACGAGCAUUGGUUAGGGUUUAGGGACACGUAUACUUCUCUGAUACACGAUUCUAAGGACCUGGGUGCCAUACAAAAGUUUCAUUACCUACACGCAGCCUUAACCGGUACCGCUUUAGAAGUAAUCAAGUCCUUGGAAUUUUCAGCAGAGAACUAUACAACCGCGUGGGAACUUCUUGAAAACCGUUUCAAUAACCAUAGGUUACUAACACACAAUUACGUAAAGUCACUUUUCAACACGCAAUCAAUAAACAAAGAAUCUGCUACACAGAUUAGAAAGCUGAUUGACUCUGUGCUACGUUCCCUUCGUGCCCUGAAGACCCUAGGUGAACCUACGGACUCCUGGGACACAUUAAUUAUUUAUUUAAUUGUCACAAAACUAGACGCAUCUACGGAACGCGAAUGGGAGGAACACAAGGGCUCAAUCAACUCUAAUCGGCAGGAUUCUACCUCUCGCAUUAAGCUAACUGAUCUGAUUACUUUUUUACAAAAUCGUGCAGAUAUGUUGGAAUCUAUUGCGGCAAAUCAUUCCAAAAAUACGCACUCAAAUUCGCAUGAAAACAAAAAGUCAUCAAAUCAGUCGCAAUCACACAAUGUACACGCAACGCAUAGCUAUGCUUCUAGCUCCACGGUUUCACAGUCACACACAAACAAAUCCAGUUCCAAACGCACUGCGCCUCGCAAUUGUCAAAUGUGCAACGCUAAUCAUCCGCUUUAUUCGUGUAAUAGUUUCCUUGAUUUAACUGUUCCCGACAGAGUUAAAUUGAUUGAGGAUAAGAAACUAUGUCACAAUUGUCUUCGCGUUGGUCACACAGUUGACAACUGCUUUUUUGGCCCGUGUAGGAUCUGCCAGAAGAAACAUAAUAGCUUGAUCCAUAGCCUGAGUAGUGACAGUGACGGUGCAUCAGCUUCGGCUGGCAGUGUAAACAACAAGCCGCCGGCGAGCGCCGUCCCCGCCACCUCGGCUCAUCACACUAUUACACUUAAUUCGCACACACUCUCACCGCCGUUAAUACCGGUAUUAUUAUCUACUGUAAUAGCAGAUGUUGCCGAUAGCAACAAUAAAUUACAUAGGGCUGGAGUUUUUCUCGAUAAUGGCUCAGAACACAGUUAUGUCACACAAUCUUUCGUAGACAAAUUAAAUACGCCUUUGAUACAGUCCACUUACAAUAUUUCAGGGUUAGGUAAAUUAGUCACGCAAACCACACACUCGUGCCAGCUUAACCUGCAGUCUAUUACAGGUGACUAUCAUGCACGCAUCAAUUGCAUGGUAGUCGCUGUCUUAACGGAACCGCUGCCGUCAGCAGCGAUAAGCGCGCAUUCCAUUCGCAUUCCAGACAAUAUUCAACUCUCUGACCCUACUUAUUUCAAAUCAUCAGAUAUUGAUAUAUUGAUAGGCGGUGAUUAUUUCUGGGGCUUGUUAAAUAAGGAUCGAUUUCCUCUCGCAGAAGGACCUUAUUUACAGGAUACUAAAUUUGGUUGGAUGGUCGUGGGUCCGAUUAAUAAUAAACGCAUUAAAUCAAAUAAGACUACUUGUCAUUUCACGCAAACUUUAGACACACAAUUAAAACAGUUUUGGGAGCUCGAGGAGGUUCCUAAGAUAGGAGACGGACUGACUGACGACGAACGCGCCUGUGAACAGCUGUUCGCUUCGACUACGCAACGCGAUAAAGAUGGUCGCUUUUUAGUACGUUUACCACUAAAGGAAUCAGCCGAUGCGCUCGGCGAUACCUACGAUGUAGCUAGGAGUAGGUUCUUAUCAUUAGAACGCAAACUCGAGCGGCUCCCGGACUACAAAAAGAUGUACUGCGAUUUUAUGCGUGAGUACAUUGAGCUAGGGCACAUGUCACUUAUACACACAUACACAAAGCCUUACUGCUUCCUUGUACACCACAGUGUAUUAAAGGAUAGUCUCACUACACGAUUAAGAGUCGUAUUCAAUGGAUCAAUGCCCACCAGUUCAGGGAAAUCCCUGAACGAUUUGCAAUUAGUCGGGCCGACCAUACAAAACGAUAUCUUUUCCAUAUUGUUACGUUUCCGCGAGCACAGAUACGUCGCCUGCGCAGACGUGGCAAAAAUGUACAGGCAAGUCCUUAUUCAACCCGACCAACGGAACCUUCAACUAAUUUUGUGGCGAGAGAACCCUUCGCAGCCGCUAAAUAUUUACCAACUUAAUACGGUAACUUUUGGUACUUCUUCUGGGGCCUUUUUAGCCAUCCGCUGUCUCAAUCAGCUGGCAAAAGAAUGUGCUGACGAAGAGGUCUCUCGCACCAUAUUAGAAGACUGCUACGUGGAUGACCUAAUUACAGGAAAUAAUGAUAAACACGCUUUAAUUGACAUCUGUGAAAAGGUCACCGACGUACUUCAGUCAGGUUGUUUCCCACUCCGAAAAUGGGUGUUUAACUUUGACGUGUCGCAAUUUUCCUCGUCCAAAAUUACGUCACGCGAAUUGUGUUUAGGCGAUAAUUGUCAAAGUAAAACACUCGGCUUAGGAUGGACCAACAACACUGACGAAUUUCAUUACACGGCAAAAAUACAACAGGAUAAUAACGAACCGAUAACAAAGCGCAAAAUAUUAUCGGUAAUUUCACAAAGGUAUGACCCUCUCGGGUUACUUUCGCCGGCCAUAAUUAUUGCCAAAAUUUUACUCCAAAAACUAUGGCUGUGCCGCUUAGAUUGGGACUCGGAAGUACCUGAGGAGGUCGCAUCAGCCUGGCGUAGAUACAUACUCACACAUACCCAACAUAUACAUAGCCUCCGCAUUCCUCGUUAUGUUAUGAAUGCGUCUGCGCAUUGCACACAGUUGCACUUUUUUUGUGAUGCUAGUCAAUCGGCCUAUGGAGCCUGUGCAUAUGUGCGUUCGCUUUCGGGACAUAAUAAUGAGGUCAUAACAGUGCAUCUGUUGUGUUCGAAGAGUAAAGUCGCUCCUUUGAAAUCCGUCACUAUCGCGAAACUUGAGUUGCUAGGCGCGCUGUUAGCUGCUAGGCUGUACGCAAAAGUAAUUAAAUCGCUCAAAGUGAAGUUCGAUUCUGUGUAUUUUUGGUGUGAUAGCACAAUCGUUCUAGGGUGGGUCCGAAUGUCACCCCACACCCUUAAAACCUUUGUUCAAAACAGAGUGUCUGAGAUAAACGAGUUAACCGGGAGCGCGCAGUGGUUACAUGUAAGUAGCAAAAAUAACGCAGCUGAUUUAGUUAGCCGCGGCCUUGAACUUGACGCGCUUAUCAAUAAUUCGUUCUGGUUCAACGGACCGCCCUUUUUGCAUGAACCAGAAUCUGACUGGUUACCUAGUACUUUAUCGCGCACUUCUGAAAUAAUACCGGCCGAUUUACCUGAAAUAAAAACAAAUACAAUUAGUAUGACAAGCCAAGUUAACACCGAUGUAUUCGAAUUCGACAGGUUUUCGUCUUUUAACCGCUUACGGCGCGCGGGUGCUUAUGUUUUACGAUUUAUAAACAACACACGCAUUAAAAACAAAAUAAAUCGUAUAACUGGCCCGCUGACUGUUGACGAAUUGAAUGCAUCGAUGCAACAUCUGGCGCGUCUUUCGCAAAUGAAAUCUUUUCCUGUCGAGUAUGAUAAGAUGAUAAAUAACUUACCUGUUAAACACACGCGCGGGAUUAAUAAAUUAAAUGUCUUUCUAGACACCGAUAAACUGAUAAGGGUCGGUGGUCGUAUUAGUAAUGCGACUAGUUUUUCAUACGACAAAAAACAUCCGAUUUUGCUUUGUUCGAAACAUCGUUUCACACAGCUUUUGUUUCAGAGUGAACACAUACGAUUACUGCAUGCGCCUCCUAGUCUCCUGCUUGCUACUAUCAAAGACUGCUGGUGGCCUCUCGGAGGCACUAAUUUAGCAAAGCGAGUAGUACGCACCUGUGUAACCUGCAUUCGCAUGAAGGCGAAAACGUUCGCGCCUAUAAUGGACCCAAACGACCUUUCCGCAUUAACUCCAGCUCAUUUCCUUAUUGGCCGACCGCUGACAGCGCCGCCCUGCAGGGACUUGACGGCAGAGACGGGCCGGCUCCAACGCUACGAGAUGCUGGAGAAAAUGCGACAACACUUUUGGCAGCGGUGGUCGAAACAAUAUAUUUCUGAGCUGCAGACCAGAACGAAGUGGCAGACGCACGGCCAGGAUAUCGUUCAGAACUCCUUAGUUCUGGUCAAGGAAGAUAACCUACCACCCCUCAAAUGGCGUUUGGGACGGGUGGUAGCUCUGUUCACAGGACACGACGGAGUCUCCCGCGUCGCUGACGUGAAAACAGCGAGCGGGACCAUACGCAGGGCUUUCACCAAGCUUUGCCCUCUCUUGAUGACGCCAGAGAGUGAAGCUGCGCCAGCCCCAUCUACAUCAACACAACCACAUUGAAAGCGGGUGCUUUCAAGGCCGGGGGCAUGUUCGCGAGCCUAACGCCAUCUAGCGGGCAUCCCAAGAAGAGGCGGAGUUUCCAAGCACGGCCGCGCGGGGGCGCGGCGACAGCCUCUAUCACUUUACCAUCUUACACGGCAAGGCACACAAGCCGCUCUCGCGAUUUUUGCCAAUUUUUAUAUAAAGUCGCCAUA
Molecule: messenger RNA, 5284 nt
Organism: Cydia fagiglandana
Lineage: Eukaryota; Metazoa; Arthropoda; Insecta; Lepidoptera; Tortricidae
Exons: 2
Coding region: 276-5090 (1604 amino acids)
Source: RefSeq, a predicted model, not a curated record